GUCGAGAGCUCGUCCGGGCCGGCGCGCACACACCCAUGUUUAGCAGAUUUGAAACCAGCAAUCGUUGGUCCCAGAGUAGAACACAAGGACGAGUUCACCUGCAAAGGGGGUGUUGAUGCUGGAAGACUCGUCAAUCUAGCUCGUAAGGGUUUGUAUUCGACAGCAAAGGAGAUGGGCGGUAAUGUUCUCCUGGAAGAAAAAUGGGACUGCGAGAUUCGGCAUCCUAGAUACCAGCGCCGCGACCAAUUCAAGGUCACAAUUCAUUAUUCAGCCACGGUGGCUCGAUCAUGCUGGCCUGAUGCACAGAGACCUGUUGAAAUUGAAGCAGCCAAAGGUAUCAAGGGAUUAAUGACUGUUAUAGAUCGU
This is a messenger RNA of Suillus fuscotomentosus, 366 nucleotides long. RefSeq lists its product as uncharacterized. The record is from RefSeq and is a predicted model, not a curated record. The annotation marks the transcript as partial. The transcript has 3 exons. Lineage: Eukaryota; Fungi; Basidiomycota; Agaricomycetes; Boletales; Suillaceae.